AUGUCGGACUUAGUGCAACGAGGAAACUGCCGUGCUCUGCUAGAAAGCCUCGACGUCGUCUUUCAAAGCCUUUUUUUUCAGGUGCUGGACUGUGAACAGGUAGUAGUGGAUGGACACCGGAUAUCGCAACGAGAUGAGUACUGUCUGAGCGUGACGGACGGCGAGGACUCGCUCCUUGUUGUUCUUUCGGAGAAGAUGAACAAGCACGUCGAUCGAGGAACCUUGGUGGCGGGUUUUUUUGCGUGUUCAGAAGGUUAAACGCAUGACUGUGGGAAGGAGACGGUGUAUUAUCAUAAGGAAGUGCCAGCCUGUGGGUGUGCCGAGUCCGCUGCCGGCACGCACAUGCCCUCUCGACACGAAUAUCGAUGCAAUAUUGCGGGAGGAACCCGAAGAGCCGCAAGCAUUACUUGACCGUCGACCUCUUGAGCCUCUCAUCAACGGUACGUACCUGGGUGGGGAUCAGGAAUCUAUGCAUGGGAUCUUGGGCCUUGACGUUGGGGCGCACUCCGUCGACACUAUCGUGGACGGGACCACAGCUACGGGACCGAACGCAGCUGCCAACAUCGACACACUGGCUUGCCACACCGAAACGUUGCGAAUUGAACAAGCUGGUCAACCCGACACUCUUCCAACGCUGCUAUCAGGUCAAUCUCAAUCUGUCUCGGACGAGAACGCAUCGGGCGUCGCCCCCAUGGCGACGACGUCCUCCGGGUCGAGAAUGGUCAAGAUCGAGCCCACCCCAGCGACGCCGAAGCCAACAGUGAAAGGGAGUGCAGUGAGGAAGAAAAACACAGUCAAGGGUACUGUGGAAGCGGUGCUUAAGACGAUCAUCGGGGAGAAGAAGAAGAUCAAAUCUGAAUUGGGUUCUGGGAAGACGUCAUCUGAUUCGAAACCUCCAGUGGUGGCGGGAAGGGGGUCGACGUCGAAGGAAAGCAAGAGUGGAACGUCCGCUUCGGCCAAGAGCCAAGGUUUGACGGCCAAGCCAGGCAAGAAGGCCACAGGGCGAUUGGUGGCAUCCAGCUUCGAUUCCGAAUAUCCCGAGGAGUUCAAGUUGUCUGAGCUCGGGACGAAGAUGUCUUGUGGAUGGGAAGCUUUCGUGCGCAUAUACGAAAUCCAUGGCCCAAGACCGUGGAAAAAUGGCGGAGGGUUAACCUUGACGCUGUUGGUCAAGGACAAAGAAGACGGCCAUGAAGGUCUUGACGUUCGAGGAGGAGGUAAUUGAUGGAUUGUUGAAGAAUGCAGCUGUGGGAGUGGUGAUGCGCUUGGAGAGUGUUCGUUUGCAAGAAACGCAAGCGAAAUAUCUACGGAACGGGCUUCUUCCUAUCGAGGCGGUCGUCGACCACAACUCUAGGAUUGAAUUCCCUCUCCAGGACCACGGCAUCCCUUCUCUGAGUCUUGAGCUGACAAAGAUCAGCCUGCUUAGGGCAAUGAAGGUGGGUACCGAGGUCAACGUUAUAGGAGUGGUGCUGCAUGUCGGCGAAGUGGAGGCGAUGUCUGAAAAGAAGAGGGUUGCCGGGAAGAGUGGGGAUGGAGAGAGCGAGAGCGAGGAGGAAGACCCCAAAGGGGAGAGGGUGAGACGGGAAGUCCAGCUAGUGGACGACUCUGCCCACGUCGUGCGCGUUGCACUAUGGAAAGGCCGUGCUACGUCCAUGGCCGUGAAGCGCGAUUCAAUCUUGUUGCUCAAGAAGGUGGUCAUUGCCGCGCAUGGUGGUAUCAGCCUGAACGUGUACGAGAAGACAAAGGUGGACAAGGAUCCGAAGGUGGCAGAGGGCACGAGCUUGAAGAACUGCUGCAAUAAUCUCGCAUCGAAUCCCCAAACGUUCCGACAUAUCUCCUCCGGUUAUAGCGCGGGAAGUGGCCUGUUCACCGACAUCGAGCCCCGCUCGAACGUUCUGACCAUCCCUGAGGUUCAAAAGUCCAAUCUUGGAACCGGCUCCCGCGUCGACACCUUCAAUGUCGAGGGCCGCAUUCAAGUGGUGGAUCGGAAUGCUGUCUACGAGGCCUGCAGGAAUACUCGUUGUAACAAGAGUAUUGAGAAGAGCCCUCGCGAUAUUGAAGGGCAUGAAGAUACGUCUGAUGAUAAUCGAAGAUUCUGCUACCAUCUCAAAUUAACGAUUGGACAAGACCGCAGGCGCACCAUAGAUGUCUCCGUUUUCACGCCGCUGGCUGACAAAAUGCUUGAGGAGGACGCGACGGAAGUAGUCAAGAAAAGGGAUCACAUGCCGGGCCAGUAUGAUGAAGUUCUUGGGGCCCUCUUAAAGACAAAAUGGAGAUUCACUAUCCAGGCACGCACUCAGUUGUGGAAGAAUAAAUGGUCCGGCGAAUGGUCGAGGAAGCUGACUUACGUCGUGACCGGGGAGGAGCAGCUCGGAGAAGAGGAAGGGGAAGACGAAGAUGAGGAAUCGAGGGAGGACGUCGAAGGGGAGAAUGGAGAGGAUGAGGUCCCCGAGGUGUUUGAGGAAGAGGGGGAUUCUGAUUGACGAAGACGUGAGUGGAAGGGGUGGGAUGAGUGGGAGUAUCAGUGAAGAGUGAGGAGUUGCGAUGCCUGUCUGUCAUCUUGAUCAAUGUCCCUAUAUGCGCCAUAACUGUUGUAUCGUAGGGGGAGGAAUCGCCGGUGCUGUGGCCAAAUAAGCAAUCGCG
This is a messenger RNA of Dacryopinax primogenitus, 2640 nucleotides long. RefSeq lists its product as uncharacterized. The record is from RefSeq and is a predicted model, not a curated record. NCBI's taxonomy places the organism in Eukaryota, Fungi, Basidiomycota, Dacrymycetes, Dacrymycetales, Dacrymycetaceae. Bases 1188 to 2480 code for a protein of 430 amino acids. The transcript is spliced from 11 exons.